UUACUAGAGCGUCUGGAUCACAGUUGGUCCCAGUCUCUCCGAAUGCUGCCAGAAGAAUUUCCGGCCAGUACGUGACGACGAAGCCAGCAGUCGGCUCUCCUGUGAAGGAUAUGCCAGCAAUGGCAGGAAACUCGGUUUCUACCCGGGUUGACUCGAUAUCAAGUACAAACAACGGAGUCCCGCGUACCGCAUCGCUAGAUUCCAUAAUCUCGACCAUGUCGUCCAAGACCUCCCAAGACGCCGCACCAGGAACGACUGACAUAGCGAAUCUAAUCAAGACGGCAGGGAGUCCUGAGGCGGUCAUUCAGUACUUGUUGAAGGAGAAGCACAGCCAAUCACAGCAAAAUGCCCAGCUAUGGAGGCUCGUCGAUAAGCAGAGGGCCAUGAUCCUGGGCCUCAACAAGGACCUGGAACGUGCCUUGAAGGACAAGGAGAAGUACCGGAAGAAGAUGAAGGAGCUAAUGGUAGCACAAGAGGCACCGUCCAAGAUAGAGACACAACAGCCAACUGUGGUAAUCCCGCGACAAGUGGAUGUCAGAGGGCUAGGAGAACAAGCAGCAGAUGUGCCUACGUCGCCGUCCAACUUGGAUACGGACAGCAUCAAGAAUUCGCCAGUAGAUAUGGCUAUGGCUCCGUAUCCAAUCACGCCCCCUGCAGACCGAGGAUCUAAUGGGCCUAUGUCUGCCGUAGGUGAAAUACUCGACCCUUCGCAUUCUAUGCCCAAGCCAUCAGAGCAUGCCUUAGGACAUUUCGACCAUGAGGAGGACGAUCGCGCUGCGGACGAGGCAACCAAAGCUGCUCAAGCCGCCGAAGAUUCUCCCAUUUUGCUUUUCAACACGGGACUUCCGCCGUCGAGAAGUUUACCUAGCGCACCACCCAGCGUACCACCACCAAAACCUCCAAUCACCUCCAAGGAGUCUGCACCACUACUCGACCAAACUAUCUCGCAGUUUCCUCCCCCAUCCGCUCCCCCGCCGCGCAAGCCUCCGCCAGCCCCCUUACAGCUAAGAAAGGAGGCACAAUCCACGCUCAUCAGCCCCCCUGAAGACGAGAACGACUCAGAUUCAGAUUACGACUCGCUGUUAGAUGUAGACGAGCUACCUGUGCCCACAGAAAGUCGUGGGAGAAGGCGGACUAGGGAUGAAGAUGACGUAGAAAGGGAGAAGCUGGCACAACUCGAGGCAGAGAGACGCAGCCUUUCCAAGAAACAAAAGGGCAGUCAGAAGGGUACCCCCAAGGAGCCCGACCUUGAGCCCCCGCAGGAUCUGCUCCCUGCCAGUCCCCGGUCUGCCGGUUCUCAACCAAUGCUGGUUCGUAACAACAUUCCGGCAUCAUUGGCCGGCAUUUUGAGUGGAAGCACGCAGUCUUCUCCUGCCGCACCUUUGAUGUCACCUGGAUUGCCAUCCAGCCCACGCCCUAUGGGUAUGAGCUCUGCCACAUCGCCACCCCUCUCACCACGGGGAGUGCUCAUGUCAGCUGCUCCCCUGUCUCCUCGUGCUCCUAGACAGCCUAUCCCCUUACCACCAAACACGCCUUCGACCAGCCCGUCAGCAGCCGAACCGCUUGGACUUACUUCGCCAAAACCGCUUAAUAUCACAAAAAUGGCCUCUGAGACUGGACAGCAAAGCCCCACUGGAAGUCGCGAGAGUGCAAGUGAGCGAAGCCGUAUCUACAAGGGCUUUGUCACUGAAGAACUUCCCGAUCUACUUCUUCCUCCUAAUGCGUUGUUCUCUGUGGAGGUCAAGGUGGCCUCGUCUCGAAUGAAGCCAUCUAGAGCAAGUCUGAUAUCUCUUACACAACUUGAGGAGGAUCCGGUCUUCACAUUAGCCAUCUUCUCUCGGGCCGAAGGCGGAGAAUUAUGGAGAGUUGAGAAAGAUACCAUUUCUCUAGCCAAGCUGGAUCAGAAGUUGAAGCAGUGCUCUGCCUUCACAGCGAGAACCCCGGACCGCUCACUAUUUAGUGGCCACGCUCCAGCGAAACUCGAUGCUCGUCGGAUAGCCCUGAACCUGUAUCUGGACGAAUUGCUCAACACUCCAUUGGACAUAGGGGCUGCUUUGGAGCUCUGCAAGUACCUGUCGACCAACACUCUGCCACCCAAUGCCGACGAGACCGGCUCCGCUGUUGAUAGUAGCAGCGAGAUUAGCACCUUGAAGACUGGCGCCGGUGGCCGACCAUUGAAGAGUGGGUACCUGACCAAAAGAGGCAAGAACUUCGGUGGUUGGAAAGCACGCUUCUUUAUCCUGGAUGGACCUCUCCUGAAAUAUUAUGAAACUCCUGGUGGUGCUCACCUAGGAACUAUCAAGCUACAAAACGCUCAGAUCGGGAAGCAGUCACAGAGUAACAACGAGGGCUCACCCGCUGGUACUUCUAAUGAUGAGAUGGACAAUCAGUAUCGGCACGCAUUCCUGGUUCUCGAACCCAAGAAAAAAGAUUCUUCUAGUCACGUGAAGCAUGUUCUCUGUGCGGAGAGUGACCACGAGCGUGAUCAAUGGGUCGAGACUUUGCUGCGCUGGAUUGAUUACAAAGACCCUGUAGAAGAAGUCUCGAAAGCCAAGACUGAGCAUGAUCGCCAUGGUUCCGGUAGUACUCCUCAGGCCAAAGGAGUGAGCGCGAAGAAGAAGCAGUACGGGCAAGUCACAAAAGCACAUAACGACCACAGCGCCAGUCAAGAUGGAUUGAUUGGCAUCAGCUACGAAGGUACUUCACAAGGCGACGUCCCUGAUGGUGUGCCGCCACGUCGCCGUAACACCGAGACACCUGAUUCCCAACAGGAGCGAGUAGUGCCGUCUUCGUACACCAUCUCUGCACCGCGAGACCCUCAAGUUAUCUCUGAUACCGCGAUCUGGGGUGCGAAGGCGGCUCUGGCACCACCUGGUAUCUCGCUUGAGGAAAAGAAACAACGUAAGCGUAGCUUCUUCGGAUUUGGUCCGAAGACACGUUCUUCGUCUGAUGACCAGGAUUCUUUGUUUAGUGCCUCGAGUCAAUCAGUCCAGGGUAAUGAGUACCGUGGCCCUGUUCGCCAGUCGUUUGGUGCUCCUCUUGCGGAAGCCGUUCGUUACUGUGGACCUACUGACGUAAACGUCCCGCUACCAGCGGUCGUGUUCCGUUGUAUCCAAUAUCUAGAAGCGAAAAACGCAAUUUUCGAGGAGGGCAUCUUUCGUUUGAGUGGAUCCAAUGUCGUCAUCAAAGCCCUUCGCGAAAGGUUCAACGUCGAGGGUGAUAUCAAUUUACUCACGGACGAAACGUAUUACGAUAUUCACGCGGUCGCAUCACUGCUUAAGCUUUACCUCAGAGAGUUACCCACGACUAUCCUGACCCGAGAUUUGCACUUGCAAUUUCUAACUGUCACUGAGAUGUCUGGUCAGAGAGAGAAGAUCGCUGCAUUGUCAGAACUCGUACAACUGCUCCCGCAAUCCAACGGAACUCUUCUGCGUUACUUGAUUGCUUUCUUGGUCAAGAUCAACAACAAUGCAGAUAUGAAUAAGAUGACAGUAAGGAAUGUUGGAAUUGUAUUUUCGCCUACGUUGAACAUUCCUGCUCCGGUGUUUGCCUUGCUUUUACAGAAUUUCGAAGCAGUAUUUGGCAUUGCCCCGGAAGAUUAUGAGCUGCCUUCACCAGUUUCUGAGUCAGAUUUGAGACCGUUGGUAGAAUCGCAGGCCCGUCGACCUGCAUCUAGAGCUGGCGCCACAACAUCGCCCCAGCGUCCGCGCUUCAUGGAACAAACGCAGCAACAACGCUCGACACCCACGCCUCCUCCUGCUAUAAUUUCCGGAAGUGGUCGGUCGACGGCCACACCUCCACCUGUCUCUCGUCAGAUGGGGUACGAACCACAAUAUCUUGCCCAACAGCCCAACGGAUCUCAAACGUCACUCCGACCAGCAUAUGAGAGUGGCUACAUGCCACCUACGAACUACGACCCUAACGCGAGGCAAUUAGCAACCAACGGCCAACUCAAUUAUGAUCGGUCGCAUUAUCAAACCUCUUAUGAACAAGAUUAUUCAGAUUAUGACCAGCCACACGCAGCCCGGGCUAAAAGAAGGGAAAGCGCCAUGUUCAUGGGUAAUAUGAUGCUCAAUCAGCAAGGAUCCAAGAGUCGCCUUCGCGAAUAGAGAUCUGAUCCGUACCAUGACCGCAACGGUUCACGACCACAAUUUGAUUUUUGUUCUUCUUUCUAGCGAUUUCUAUAUAUACGCCGCAUUUACAAGCUUUU
Messenger RNA from Truncatella angustata, 4210 nucleotides. RefSeq lists its product as uncharacterized. NCBI's taxonomy places the organism in Eukaryota, Fungi, Ascomycota, Sordariomycetes, Amphisphaeriales, Sporocadaceae. The transcript is spliced from 2 exons. Gene Ontology annotation, biological process: signal transduction; regulation of GTPase activity. Bases 111 to 4109 code for a protein of 1332 amino acids. Gene Ontology annotation, cellular component: cytoplasm. The record is from RefSeq and is a predicted model, not a curated record. Gene Ontology annotation, molecular function: phosphatidylinositol binding.